AUGCCCAGUCAGUGGAACAAUCCCGUGGGGAGCCCUCAACCUAAGUCUCUCCAUGUUCCUAACAACCCCAAGGAGCCUAACACUUCGUCAACCCCCCAGUAUCUUGGCCGUCAUUCAGUAGCCAGCUAUCGCGAGGGAAACAGUCAGUUCGGGCCUCCUCGUAUUCCUACCAGACUAAAGGGACAGAAUGCCCCGGCGAAUCCUCAAAAUAUCGCCGCUCACCCCGCGACCAGAAUUCAGAAGGGUAUUCUUGGAAAGGGACGACCAUCGGCCAAGUCUCCGCGUAGUGGAAACUAUCCAGAAGCCAAUGGUCCCAAGAAGAGCCGCCGAAACCGACAGUCCAAGUCUCGUAACAGCCCAGGAAACCUGGGCACUCGUCAAGCACGAAACCACUCCAAAAAGAACAACGGAAAGAGGGGAGCCAGGUUUACUAAUAGUCAGAAAAACCCAAAGGGAGUGCACGCACCGUCGGAUUCUCGGAACGGCUGUGUUCAUGGAGUGGAUUGUUUCCCAGAGGAGACCUCCCCAAAGCCACAACUCGAGUUUCUUAAACUCCUCCGUUCAAAGGGACUGCAAACCUCAGAAUAUCCCAAGAUAUUCCGCACCCUUAACCCCAGCCCUACUGCCGUUCGUCUGGCCGUCUAUUUACUACAGCGAGUCUACCAAGAAAGACCCACCCUCUCUCGCCGUUACUCGACUGGCGAGCUCCCAGUCCGUGACAAACUGGCCAAUACAUUCGUCAUGGGCAUUCCGAAGCAGCGAUUCGGCAUCGGCCAGGGAAAGAAUUCCAUUGCGAGUGCCCCUCCUGUGAUGACAGCUGAGUACUGCGGGGACCCUUAUCGCACGGCCAUCAGGGAGAGAUUGGCAGCAGGCAAGCCCAGAGCUCCUCCACGCAGCGAGUUCGCAAUCAACAGCCGUGUCUACCAUGCCGCCGGGGAAUAUGUUAAAAAGAUAUUAAAAUUACAAAAAGGGGAAGAGCCCGGCCUAAUGAAACAGGUCAUGUCCAUCAUUACCGGCAUGGGCUACGCAAUGCAUGUGUCUGCCUACCCCAAAGGACUAUAUCUGAUGAUUUACUAA
Molecule: messenger RNA, 1077 nt
Organism: Fusarium falciforme
Lineage: Eukaryota; Fungi; Ascomycota; Sordariomycetes; Hypocreales; Nectriaceae
Exons: 1
Coding region: 1-1077 (358 amino acids)
Source: RefSeq, a predicted model, not a curated record